This is a messenger RNA of Ostrinia nubilalis (European corn borer), 1880 nucleotides long. RefSeq names its product probable hydroxyacid-oxoacid transhydrogenase, mitochondrial (gene T3dh). The transcript has 8 exons. Lineage: Eukaryota; Metazoa; Arthropoda; Insecta; Lepidoptera; Crambidae. Bases 353 to 1741 code for a protein of 462 amino acids. Gene Ontology annotation, cellular component: mitochondrion. The record is from RefSeq and is a predicted model, not a curated record. Gene Ontology annotation, molecular function: metal ion binding; alcohol dehydrogenase (NAD+) activity.
CGAACAGCUGAUUGAAACAAAAACACUCGUUCGUCAACCAUGGUUCAUUUCAUUUUUGAUUACAUCGUCGUUGUGUCGUUGUGUUUUGUGUCGUGUAGUGUUAUUGACUGUGUUACAAAAUUUUGAAGUGUUUUGUUAGAUGUGGAACUAAUUAUAAGGGCGCCAUUAGGUAGAAAACAUUGAAGAUUCUUCACGUAGCUAGAUACGCACUUUCCACUUUAUUUUUAUCUUAAACUCAGGUCAUAUUAUCUAUGAGUGAUAAGAGUUUUGAUAACUUCAAUUAGUAUAGUUUUGAAUUAAAAUAAAACAAACUGGUAGAAGUGAAACCUAUUCCGCACUUCGUACAUUGAUCAUGGCCUCACGUAAAAGAGUUUUCGACUUGCUUCGGACGAUCGACAGAGUUUCGUGUCAAUGUCCUGCCCAUGGAUUCAGAGGAAAUUUCCAAGUAUCAUAUGAAACACCAGUUUUAGAUUAUGCGUUUGAGAUCAAAAGCUCCACCGUCAGGUACGGGAUAGGAGUUACCCGGGAAGUGGGUCAGGACCUGGUCAACUUUGGUGUCAAAAAUGUUUGUGUGAUGACUGACUCUAAUCUCGUGUCACUGAAGCCCGUCAAAGAAGUUUUAAAUUCCCUUACGAAGAAUGGUGUCAACUAUAAAGUGUACGACAAAGUACGAGUUGAACCUACUGAUACUAGUUUUAAAGAUGCCGUGGAUUUCGCGAAGAAGGGCAAAUUCGACAGUUUCGUGGCGAUAGGCGGGGGCUCCGUUAUGGACACUUGCAAAGCCGCCAAUCUCUACUACAGCGACCCCGAAGCAGAUUUCUUGGACUACGUGAACGCGCCCAUUGGGAAAGGGAAACCAGUCAACGUUAGGCUCCAGCCGAUGAUAGCAAUACCAACCACAAGUGGAACGGGCAGCGAAACGACCGGCACCUGUAUAUUCGACUUCGAAGAGAUACACACCAAGACUGGCAUCUCCCACAGUGCUUUACGGCCUAUACUGGCCAUUAUAGACCCUCUGCACUCCAUGACUAUGCCCGAAAAAGUCGCCAACUACUCUGGCUUUGACGUAUUCUGCCAUGCCUUGGAGAGCUUAACGGCGAUACCGUACAAUGAAAGGGGUCCCGCACCAUCCAAUCCUGCGUUGAGGCCUACUUACCAGGGCAGCAAUCCCAUUUCAGACGUGUGGGCCAGGUUCUGCUUACAGGUCAUCCAAAAGUACUUCAGCCAGUCUGUAUACAAUGCUGAUGACUUGGACGCACGCUCGUUCAUGCAUCUGGCAGCGACCAUGGCAGGCGUGGGCAUCGGUAACGCCGGCGUGCAUCUGUGCCAUGGGCUCGCGUAUCCCAUCGCUGGGAACGCUAAGACAUUUGUGCCUAAGGACUACGGAAAGGAUCCGAUGAUACCCCACGGGCUAUCGGUCGUGAUGACUGCCCCCGCUGUCUUCCGCUUCACCGCCGCUAGCGAUCCAGAGAAGCAUCUAGAAGCAGCCAACCUGCUUGGUGCCGACAUCACUGGUAAAAAGAAAGCCGACGCCGGCGCUGUACUGGCUGAUACCAUACUCAAGUACAUGCAAAAGAUGAAGAUCGAGAACGGACUGGCUGAAUUGGGAUACACGAAGGAAGACAUCCCUAGUCUAGUCAAAGGAGCACUGCCACAGCAAAGGCUGUUGCAGCUGACUCCUCUCCCGCAGUCCGAAGAAGACUUAUCUACCAUUUUGGAAGAAUCCUUGACUGUUUAUUAAUUUUAAUAGGUGUACAAUGUUCUUGUAUAUUUUUUACACAUUUACUCUGUGUAUAGGUAUUGGUAUUAAGAAUAAUGUAUGGCUCAAUGUAGUGAAAGAUGUUGACAUUUUAACUUGUAAUAAAAUUGUUAUAUUUUUA